AUGGGCAAGAAAAAACCCUCGAAGAAGGCUUCCCGCCCAAAAGGACCUACGCCUUCCGUUUCUGCUUCCGCCACUUUGAACAGUGUCGCUGACACUCCGCAGAAUGCUCACGCCGCAACAGCAGCACCAAUAGUUGACGCUCAAAACCAACAAGUCGAUGUGGGCAUUGUCAUUCAACAGGAUGACCCUGCCGGAACCACAUACACAGACGACACCCAGAACGAGCGCAGAGAGAGCCAUGGCCGAAGUUCGGAGUUACUCGCCCAGGAUCUGCCUCAACCUCAGUCCGACCUUGCUCGUGCCAGUGACACCUCCAUGGAUUUCGUGUCUUCGGAAGCACAAGUUCACCCAUUUUCAGAUAAUAGCGGCGGAGUUGACAGAGUUCAGGAGGAAUGGCCAUCAUUACAGCCCACGCGUGACCCCCACAGUGCCAGCAGAAUCGCCAGAACACCCAACGAGUGGAGCCAUAAUAUGGAUGAGCAGGAGAUCGCUGCGGCCGACGAUACUGACUUCAGUGAUCAGCACCCGAUUGAACAUGCUGCUCCUAGACGGUAUGAGGAUGAUGACGAUGAGGACAAUCACCGCGAUACUGAGCAUUCGCCCCUGAUUCAGGAAGGAUCGCAUGAAGGUAGUGGCCGCAGUGGGGACGAGGGUGGACAAAGGGUAGGGCAGGGAUGGCCAGGACAAAAGAGAACUACGCAGGAACAACAACAGCCGACGACAUGGGCAGAAUGGGCCGUACAAGUUGGGCUGCAUCCAAGAACAUGGAAUCGACAGACUUACAUCAAGGCAGCUUUGCUUGCGGUGUUGUUGACGCUCAUUAUCCUGUCCUUCACUGUAUUCCAUAUCCAAGACCACAUUAAGGAUGUUCUUCGAUACAUUGAUAAACAUAAGCGGAUAGGUGCUGUGCUCUUCAUCCUUUCCUAUACUGUCGCAUGCACUCUUUUCCUGCCUGGAUCACUCUUCACCGUCGGCGCUGGAUUCCUAUUUAAACCUUUCCCUUUGGCGUUGCUCAUUGUCCUUCUGGGUGAUAUCUUCGCGGCGAUCUGGUCCUUUAUUUUUGGACGCUAUGUCUUCUACGACUGGGUGAAGAGCAUGAUGGCCAGGCAUCCAAAGUUUAAUGCUCUAGACGAGGUUAUCAAGGAUGAUGGUUGGAAGAUCGUGGUCAUGUUGCGAUUGACGCCGAUUCCGUUCAACUUGAUUACCUACUUUUUCUCGAUCACGUCCAUACGACUGUUUACGGUUGUCUGGGCGACCUGCGUCGGUGUUCUCCCGGGCUCGUGUAUCGGAAUUUGGAUCGGAUCACUGCUCAAGGGUCUCUCCGGCAUCGACAACCCAGAUCUUGAAACCAAGAACGUUGUGAUUUUGGUCAUGAACGGCAUAUUCAUUGUCUGCUGCAUCCUGACGCUCUCCAUGUUUGGAAAGAGGUCACUCCGCAAGGCCAUGAAGCGGCUGGAUCAGCAUCAGGCGCUGACGAACCUUCAAGAAGUAGAAGUCGUUGUCGAGGGAGUCGCGACGGUGAUCCGUGAGCUGGAGGACACGGCGAGAAUCCCACCGAGUUUGAGAAGCAGUUUUAUUGAACGAUUGGCAGAAGAGGAAACGGAGUUUAAUCGCGACGGAGGGGAUCUCGAAUUUGCUCAACUUUUGCAGCCUUCACAUCACAUAGAAGGCCAGACCAGUCGUGCGACUUCGGCUACUCUAACAAACCAUCGCGUUGACGAUAACAACAAGGCUACAGAAGCAAACUUGCCGCCAUCGUCGGGCUUUACGCGCGGGGAGAAGAUUACGUUUGUGGUCAUAACGAUCGUCGCAGUGCUGAACGUCUGCGUUUGCGUGCCUCUUUAUUUUCACUUUGCGAACCAAGGCGAAUAG
Gamsiella multidivaricata is the source of this 1872-nucleotide messenger RNA. Its product is annotated as snare associated Golgi protein-domain-containing protein. The coding region runs from base 1 to 1872 and encodes 623 amino acids. Lineage: Eukaryota; Fungi; Mortierellomycota; Mortierellomycetes; Mortierellales; Mortierellaceae. The record is from RefSeq and is a predicted model, not a curated record. Gene Ontology annotation, cellular component: membrane. The transcript is spliced from 3 exons.